Messenger RNA from Naegleria lovaniensis, 519 nucleotides. RefSeq lists its product as uncharacterized. NCBI's taxonomy places the organism in Eukaryota, Heterolobosea, Eutetramitea, Acrasida, Naegleriidae. Bases 1 to 519 code for a protein of 172 amino acids. The record is from RefSeq and is a predicted model, not a curated record. The transcript has a single exon.
AUGUCUUGCAGCGAAAACGUCGAUCAUGAUCAACCAUUGGCUCCUCCUCAUUGUUUGAAACAAUUUCAUGACAUUGUUCCGAAAGAAAUCAUGAUUGAAACCUUGACGUAUCUUCCAUUAUCAGAGAUGGGUAAUGUGUUACGAAUUUCCAAAUCCAUUCACACCAUUCUAACAGAAACACCUCUCUAUUUAACAAGAUUAUUGGUGAGCUAUGGAUCCAACAUUGAUUUUCCUCGCUCAACCAUCGACACUCAUUUAAAAACCAUUGAGAAUAUGAGUUCCACAGAAGAUGCACUUGCCCAUUUAACUUGUCUAUUAAAAGAAAUGAUUGACUAUCAUAAAGAGUUGGAAGCCAAAAGAAAGGAGGAAGAGAUGAGACGAAAGCUCACGCUUAGAAAAAUUGCAGAAAUAGAGAAAAUAAAAGAGAGAUUGGAACAAGAGAAACAACAAAGACAAGCGAAAGAGAAAGAGGCGUUCAUGAGACUACAAAUGAAUCGUGGAAAUGAUCACACAAAAUAA